GCUUGGUGGAUGUACCUAAUCCGCCUACCAACCCUCGUUGAUACAGAUACAGUACACCCAUUCCUAGCAACCCGCUAGAAGAAAAUAGCAACCGGCGCCUGAUUUUUUACAUACCACGAUUUUAAAAAGUCGUACGUAGGUAGGACAGCGCCACACACACGAACACGCAGUCAAAUUUGGAGACGGGUUCAUCAUAUCAAGAAGGCUACCAUCCUUCUUUUCUAAUUAUCCCAACUUCUUGAAACCCUCUUCCUUCCGGAUACCACCAGCACACAGUGUUGGCUUAAUAAGUCUUCAAAGGCGUUUCUAAUAAAUUCCCGGGGAGUCCCGCGCGAAGCUACUGUACCUUGUUCCGUGCAAGGAUAGGUGCUCUUAUCACAAAGUACCUACAUACGUUCAGCGGCAGGUUGGAACCCAGAAAAGCACAUAGAAAAUCCGAGCUUUCCCAAAUCAAACCAAAUCAAACCCACGGCGCCUCGAGAUAAGGUAAAGACCGCCAUAUUUCCACAGGAUUACCUCCCACGAUCGCUUCCUUGCAUAUCAUAAUCGAAGGACGAUCCACUCUACCGUCACCUCCAGCUUCUCGGACUCCACCAUCAGCCUGUCCUUUCCAGGUUCUUUCCAGGGAUCUACGGCGAUAAAACACAGGCCUCUGUCCGUUUUAGACAAGAUGGCGUCUACAAGCUACAAUCCUCACCCAUUGCCUGCACCGCCGCAGCAAGGGCAAUAUCACAACGAAUCCUACCAACAGCCCGUUCCCCCACAGCAAAGCUAUCUACAACAACAACGACAGCAACGCCAGCAACAAGCGCCGCCGUUACAGCCUCCCGAGUCGCAGAAAUCCGAGCGGGUCCGACCGAAGUCGAGGGCUUUCAGUUUCCGAUCGGAUAAGAGCCAGAAGAGCGCGAAUAACUCGCAUCACAAGGCUGACCUUUCCGAGACGCACAUAGAGAAGGAGGCCAGAAGACUUCACGGCAGUACCGACCCUACGUUUGCGCUGACUGAGUCGGAACCAGCUAUGGAUGCGCAGUCUAAGGGAGGUUUUGGACAGGCUCCUUUGCGAUCUUUUCAACACAAGGACAUUUGGGGCAAUCCAAUUGUUGAUCCCGAUCGAUCGAACCCCACUCGAAGUCGAUUAGAGAGGCCCCUCGACACAAUUCGAGCAUUCGAGGCCGCUAUCGAUGGCGGAUACAACCGCAAUUCUAUUCUCAGAUCAGAUUCAGAGUCGGUAGCGAAUUGGAGCAGACGAGGAAGCUAUUACGGAAACAACCAACCCCGUUUCCCUCAAGAGAGCUAUUAUGGAGGGCGACCAAAUUCUGCGUUCCGACCGGAAAGUAUGAUGAUGGAUCCCAGACAAUCUGUGAUGAACGGUCCGCGAGAGGGCUAUUCCGAAGGGAUCGAUGGUGGCCAGUACGGUCGCAACAAUGCAGCGCCGAGAACUAGGUAUUCGCGGAUGCAGUCGGAUCCGUAUACGAAUGGCAAUGGACGUGGGGUUCCCGAUAAGAAUGUUUACCCCAUGCCAAACAACCAUCGAUCCUAUGAGACGGUUGCGUCUGGUUCUGGUAGUGGCAGUCUAGGCGAGCCGAAUGGAUAUCAGACAGACCCGACAAGCGACAACAGUUCGAUCGAUCGUCGCUCACCACCCAAGCGUCAGGAGCCUAUCAAUGACUACGGUAUCAGCUUCGGUCAAGCACCGACAACUCCAAGUCUUGGCCUAGGUGGAGCGCCGCCCGUUCCGCAAAAGGGCAACGGAACCAUAUUAAGAAAGCCUUCCAAAGCCGCAGUGCCUAAGGAGCAGUCGGAAUCGCGUCCUGGAGUGGAGAAGCGGAAGAGUUGGUUCAAACGAUUUAGUAAAUCCUGAGUCUACUAAGCGAGGGCGAAUCGGCGGCGUAUGCGAUGAAUUGUUUUCACACCACUUACCUCUUGAGAUACCCCUAUCUCUAUUUCGACAUUCUCAUCGAUUCCUUGUUUCAUACACAAACGGGACAUCAUCCUAGGCGACAGCUUUUUGGACGAUUUAUCAUUGGACCGGAUACCACCAAGAGAUUC
Annulohypoxylon truncatum is the source of this 2049-nucleotide messenger RNA. RefSeq lists its product as uncharacterized. The record is from RefSeq and is a predicted model, not a curated record. Bases 671 to 1861 code for a protein of 396 amino acids. The transcript is spliced from 4 exons. Lineage: Eukaryota; Fungi; Ascomycota; Sordariomycetes; Xylariales; Hypoxylaceae.